GCCUGCAGGAGGAGCCCUUGGCCUCCCCAGUUUUCCUGAGAAAGCCACAGGAUUGAGGAGUGGGUGAGCUGCUGGAGAGAUCUGAGCCAGCUAGCUAGGCCUCCCCCACUGGCGCCUCUGUCCAGCCCAAGUCCCGCCCGGCCGCACCCCUGACUCACUUCCUUUGCAUCUAAACGGAAACCUCCCCAGAGCUUCCUCUGCUCCCUACGGCCCCUGGGCCCACAGGUGUCGCUGCCCUCUUCAGGCCUGAGCUGGCGCAGGAGGCCCCUGACCCACCCACCUCACCCCGGAGGCCAGCAUUUCCUGCUUCCUGAGUCACAGACCAGCUGGUCUGCGGAGGGGGUGGCGGAGCUGGGGGAGCCUGACGCAGCUGCAGGGAGGGACCUGCAUGCUGAGCGCCGCUCCGGCGCGAUGGACCGCGGCCAGCCCAGCCUGGAGCCCUCGGCCGCGGCCCCCCGUGCCUCGGCCCAGUGCGUGGUCGCGCCCGUGCGCGCCGUGCUCCGCCUGCGCCGCCGCGUGUGCGUCCUGCGCAAGCGGCGCCUCCUGCAGCCUAGCGCGGACCCAGACGCGGGUCCCCGGGCCCCUAGGCCGGGCUGUUACUCCGGGACUCCCGGCGCAGACCUAGACCAGCCCAAGUUCUUCACCUUCGACGGCCCAGCGGAGCUGUCGUCCAGGAUCCCGCGCAAGAGACGCAGGCGCAGUCGCGUGGUGCUCUACCCCGAGACCUCGCGCAAGUACCGACCUCGCGCCGAGCGCCAGAGCCGUGCGCAGCGCUGCCUGCUGCUGCUAGUAGCCAUCGUGGGCUUCCAAGUGCUCAACGCCAUCGAGAACCUGGACGAUAAUGCGCAGCGCUACGACCUCGACGGGCUGGAGAAGGCACUGCAGCGAGCCGUGUUUGGCCAGCCGGCCGCCGUGGGGCGCAUCAUGGCACUGCUGAGGGACUACCUGGCCACGCACGUGCACAGUCGCCCGCUCCUCCUGGCUCUGCACGGACCCAGUGGCGUGGGCAAGAGCCACGUGGGCCGCCUACUGGCACGCCAUUUCCGCUCGGUGCUCGAAGACGGUGGGCUGGUGCUGCAGUACCACGCACGGCACCACUGCCCGGAGCCGCGAGCCGCGCAGGACUGCCGUGAGGAGCUGGCACGGCGCGUGGCGGAUGUGGUGGCACAGGCCGAGGCCGAGGAGAAGACCCCUCUCAUAGUACUGGAUGAGGCAGAGCUUUUGCCGCCGGCGCUGCUGGAUGAGCUGCACGGCUUCAUGCAGCCGCAGCGCUCGCACCAUUUCCACAAUGCCAUCUACGUGCUCCUCAGUGGCGCAGGUGGUGCGGAGAUCACGCGCUUUGUGCUGCAGAACGCAUCUCGCGCGCUGCCCCUGCACCCCAGCGGCCCCCGUGGUGUCCAGGCCGCGGUGGCGCAAGCGGAAGAGGAGCUGCGCGCCAGUCUUAGGGCCCUCUUGGCCCAAGAGCACCCGCUGUGGCAGGGCGCGGCCAUCGUACCCUUUCUGCUGCUGGACAAGCGAGAUGUGGUCAGCUGCUUCCGGGACGAGAUGGCCGGAGAGGGCUUUUUUCCUGAGCAGUCCCAGGCAGAGCGUCUGGCUGAGCGGCUCCGCUACUACCGAAUUGCCGGCCGCGAGUUCGCUGUCACUGGCUGCAAGGAGGUGGUAGCUACUGUGAACCUCUUAUAGCAGAGGCCAGGGAUUGAGUUGGUGGUGGAAGCAGGAAGGAGGUCAUGGGGCUGGUUCAUCCUGGGAAUAGGGUGGCUAAGCUCUGAGCUCUCCAUUUCCUGUUCCACCCCAGAGCCCUGAGGCUUUCUGUGGUCAUCAGGAAAGCAGCCACUUUCCUGUCCUUAAUGUAGACACAACACCCACUGUGCCUAGUGCAUCCUAGGCUGCAUGUGUGAUGGGUUCUUGAGCAGCCCUCAAGGGUCACAUAGCUGCUCUCUAGGUCACUGUGCUGGGAUAUGAGUCUGUGCAGCCUCCCUCAUACACUAGUUGCCCCCUACAAACCUCAGCCCAGGGGCCCAAGGUCCCAGAUGCUCUUUCAGGGGGAUCCAGGGCUCCCAGGAACGCAGUGGGAUGGGUGGGUGUCUCCAAGCCAAGGAGUGAUUCUACUGGUUAGUAGAUGGUUAGUAGAAUCAUUCUGGAGGGGGAUUUGGUUGAGAGUAGUAGAAGGUGUGCUACAAGUGGAGCCCUAACUUCUUGGGUCCCCUUGCCCUGGCCACCAGUCUGCCACAGAGCCCUGGACUAGGGAGACAAGCCGUGCAGAGCUGCCUUGGAGCCUGCUGCAAAGGUGGAGAGUCCCGACCCUGAAAUCCUUCCCAGAGCUGGGGGGGUCUCACCCCUGCCACCCUGGCCCCUUCCUGGCCUUGGGUUCUGGAGAUGAAGCCUGGUGGAGUCCAGUCAGCAACAGCAUCUGGACAGUAAACAGAGUUCUGCCAUUUGCUCUUUCCAGAAGCAUCACAAGCACCACCACACUUGCAUAGUGGCUGUCAGGGAGCAGUCGGGGAGGUACUUUGUGCAGAUCUCUGCAGGGCAGGCUCUUGACCGGGUUCGAGAGAUGAAAGCUGGAUAAGGGAGGGAAGGAGCCAGGCCCCUGCGCCAGACUGUGUAGGUGGCUUCUUGGCCCUCUGGCCCCACGGAUGCUCACCAUAGCUUUUGGUGCCCCCAAGAAUUCUGAGCCCCUCCCACAAGUGGGCUCUCUGUGAUGGAUGCUUUAGAGGAAGGCACUGAGGGCCCGGGCAGCCUUAGUGCUGCCACCUUGUGGCCUUGUUCAACUCUGCAUCGGAGUCCCCUAGGCAGGCAUCCUAGCACAGGAAUGGCCGUGCUGUGGUAACAACAAAAUCCUAAAACUGGGACUCAACAGAGGGACAAUUCCUGAGGUUGGUGGGGAGGAGGGCCUCCAAGAGGAUGGUGGUAUCUUAACAGUCUUGACUCCUCCCGUCUCCUGGGGAGCUCUACCUGGCCCAGAGCCAGUGUUCCUAGAGGGGCUUGCCUGCUGGAUCCCUGAGCAGGUCCUGUAUAUCUUCCUAGGGUCUCAAGAUCAUUGUCCCCCAUCCAACUCACCUUGACUGUGGAAUGAAAACCUGGGAGGCCACCCACCCAAAUCUGUCUGAUGCAGGGAGAGUGUUGGAGGACUCAGAAGCUCU
Molecule: messenger RNA, 3143 nt
Organism: Castor canadensis (American beaver)
Lineage: Eukaryota; Metazoa; Chordata; Mammalia; Rodentia; Castoridae
Gene: Tor4a
Product: torsin family 4 member A
Cellular component (GO): nuclear envelope; endoplasmic reticulum lumen
Molecular function (GO): ATP binding; ATP hydrolysis activity
Source: RefSeq, a predicted model, not a curated record